CAUGUUAAAAUAUCCUUUAGUUAUUUAUGAGUUCCGUGUUUUAAUAAUAAACGCAUCUAGUGUGUGUAUUUUCGUCCAUUGUAAUUAAACUCUUAGAUGUUUGACCAUAUUAGUUGGUUCUUUCCACUUCCGAACUUUGCGUCAACAACGAACAGCACAUGGAUUGCAGUUUUUUGUUGCUAGCGAGGUGUUUACACAGUUGAAUUUUACUUCUCAAUUUUUGCUCGACAGCUUUAGGAGUAGUUAUGGGGAAGAAAAAGGCCGGCGGGGGAGUGGGACUGGGAAGAGCUUUGAUAAAGGAAAGGCUCCAAACAAGCAGAGGAAACAAGAGAGGCGACUCAUGGCUACACACAAGUGAACUGAACGAUGGCUACGACUGGGGGCGGCUAAACCUGCAGUCAGUGACAGAGCAGAGUUCUAUGGAUGACUUUUUGGCCACUGCUGAGUUGGCAGGGACAGAGUUUGUUGCAGAGAAACUAAACAUUGAAUUUGUGCCAGCUGAAGCCAGAGCAGGCAUUCUAAGAAAAGAGGAGAAAAUUCGGCUGAAGAAGCUGCAUGAAGAAAAUAAACAUUUCCUGAGAAUUCCUCGCCGUCCACACUGGGAUGAAAGCACAAGUGCAGAAGCUCUUCAGCAAGAUGAAAAAGACAGCUUCUUGCUGUGGAGAAGAACACUUGCAAAAUUGGAGGAGGAACAAAAGUUAAUUCUGACGCCAUUUGAGAAAAAUCUUGAAUUCUGGAGGCAGCUGUGGAGAGUGAUUGAGAGAAGUGACAUUGUUGUUCAGAUUGUUGAUGCCAGAAAUCCUUUACUGUUCAGAUGCGCCGAUCUGGAGUCCUAUGUGAAGGAAGUGUCACCAGAUAAGGUCAACAUGCUUCUAGUGAACAAGGCAGACCUCCUGACCAGAGAGCAGAGAAAAGUCUGGGCCAGAUUCUUUGAGAAAGAGGGUCUCAGGGCAGUUUUCUGGUCUGCACUUGCUGAAGGGAAUCGGCUGGAUGCAGAAGAAAAGGGCAUUGAAGUGGACGACCCAGAGUGCAGAGAAAGUGAUCCAGAGGAAGAUGAUGUUCCACGGAAUGAAGACCUAAGCAAUAAAGGAGCAAGUGGUGAAAAUGUGGAAAAUCAGGACAGUAAAGAGGAAGAGAGUGGUGAGGAGGAAAACCAGCAGGAAAGUGUAACAGUUGACGAGGAGGACUGGCAUACAUGCUCAGAAGAUGAGGAAGAAGGAGAUGGAGGAACUCCUACAUCAUCCAGUGAAACAUUCCACAAUUCUAGUCGACUUCUACAUAAGGAUGAGCUGCUCAACAUUUUCAAGGCUGCGCACAAAGGGCCCAGGUGUAAAGAGGAGCAGCUCACAGUUGGACUGGUAGGAUAUCCCAACGUAGGAAAAAGUUCCACCAUUAACACUAUAUUGAGGAACAAGAAGGUUUCCGUUUCAGCCACACCGGGACACACUAAGCACUUUCAGACUUUGUAUGUGGAGCCGGGCCUGUGUCUCUGUGACUGCCCUGGUCUGGUCAUGCCCUCCUUCGUUUCUACCAAAGCGGAGAUGAUCUGCUCAGGGAUUCUGCCCAUAGACCAGAUGAGAGAUCAUGUACCUGCAAUCUCCCAUGUGUGCCAGAUGAUUCCUCGACACGUGUUAGAAGGAACAUACGGUAUUAACAUCAUCAGACCACGAGAGGAUGAAGAUCCUGACAGGCCUCCCACCUCAGAAGAGCUGUUGACGGCGUACGGAUACAUGAGGGGCUUUAUGACAUCACACGGGCAGCCUGACCAGCCCCGAUCAGCUCGCUACAUCUUAAAAGAUUAUGUCAAUGGAAAGCUUCUGUUUUGCCAUCCUCCUCCACACAUCAAGGCUGAAGACUUCCAACCACAGCACAGCAAGUUUCAGAGGAGAGAGCCAGACGUGGGUCAUUUCUCCACAGCAACAAACAAACAGGGCAAAAUCAAGAGGAUUGAAAAUGUUGUUGAUAAGAACUUCUUUCAUCAGGAGAAUGUGCGUGCACUCACCAAAGGCGUCCAGUCCAUCAUGGGUUACAAACCAGGCAGUGGGCCUGUCGCACAAGCCGUUUCUGAAUCACAACCACACCAGGGAAAACCCUGGAAGAUGCACGGCAACAAGAACAAGAAGCAAAAAUUACGCAGGACCACCAAGCAUCUGGAUGCCUGAAUGAUUGUUUUAAAGAUUUUUAAAUAAACUGAAACAUGUAUAAGUUUAUAAGCAAUUUCUGAUCCAGCUGAUAGUCACUUGAACCACUGGUGAUUGAGAAUUCUUUAAUCUGAGGAAAAUGAAAUGUUUUGAACUCAACACAGAUUCUAAUAGCCUACUGUGGUUUGAAAAAUAAAAUCACCCGAUCAAAACUGCAGAUGACAGCAGCUACACAUUGAGAAAAUGUGUAAUGUACAAACAAUGGAAAUGUUGUGUAUUUAAUGCCAAAUUUUUCGGAUUGAAGUCAGACUGUUUUUCAGAAUAAAAGCUGUUUGGGUCCAGGUUGUUGUUUUCAAUAGAAGCUGCAAAUCUUUGCAAGUUAAAAAUAAACUGCUUAUUGUUCUGAAGUCAAA
Oryzias latipes (Japanese medaka) is the source of this 2554-nucleotide messenger RNA. It is a transcript of the gene lsg1, whose product is annotated as large 60S subunit nuclear export GTPase 1. Gene Ontology annotation, biological process: ribosomal subunit export from nucleus. The record is from RefSeq and is a predicted model, not a curated record. Gene Ontology annotation, cellular component: cytosol. Gene Ontology annotation, molecular function: GTPase activity; GTP binding. Lineage: Eukaryota; Metazoa; Chordata; Actinopteri; Beloniformes; Adrianichthyidae.